CUGAGCGUAUAUUCGCACUUUCCUCCCUCGAUUUUCCUCUCCUCUCCCGGCUCGUCUCCAUCCGCGACGGAGCGGCGGCCUAGGGUUUGCGCCGCGCCGCCGCCCGCGCCGCCUCCCCGCCGACCAGCCCUGCGCGACGCCAACUGCCUCUCCGACCCCCCGAAGAGCGCUGCGCCUCCCGAGGACCAACGGAGCCGGUCCCAUCCGUGCCCCCCCUCCCCGGCGAAGCCUAAAGUGUCAUUGCGGAACAACAGAGGAAGCAUGGCAGAGGGUGGUAUUGUGGUGGCCAUCUGCCAGCACGGCGGGGAGUUCACUCCUGGCCCCAAUGGGAAUCUGGUCUACAAAGGGGGAGAAGCGCACGCCGUUGACGUCUCUCGGGAGAUGCCACUGGACAGCUUCAAGGAUGAGGUGUCCAAGGUGUUCCAUGUCGAUGUCACUGACAUGUCGUUCAAAUACUUCCUGCCAAACAACAACAGAACGCUCAUCACAAUCUCAUGUGAUCGGGAUUUGCACCGGAUGGUUGAUUUUACUGCCAGUGCCGCGCAAGUAGACGUUUUUGUCAUUAGUACAGGGGAGAACAGGAGUGUUGUAACUUACACUGGAGCUUCCACUGUUAAAGCUGGAUCUAAUGCACAGGGUGACAAAAGGAAAAGGCCAGCUUCCAAAAACAAGGCAUCCAAAAGUAACAAGAAGACCCCAAAUGCUACCGGUGCUGCAGUUGAAGCUAAUACCCAUGAUUUCAAUCAGCCAAGACCGGUGGAGACUUUAAAUGAUUACAAUGAGGAUUUUCAACUAGAAUUUGGACGUGAUGUUGCCUUUGCCACCACAGCUGAGGCUGUUUCCUCUGCUCCAGACGUUAUGAAUCAGGAGAAGCUUGCUCUCUCGUUGAUACCACACAAAGGGAACUAAUUGGGCCUUUUGAUGAUUCAAUCAAUGCAUAUGAUGGUUCGGAGAUCAUAAUAGAUCCUCCCCAGGAACUUACCAGUAACCCCACUAUGUUCUGGGAUGACAUUAUUAAAGGUGUUGGUCAAGAAUUUGAUAACGUGAAGGAUUUCCGAGCUCAGUUGUGCAAGUAUUCCAUCGCGAAAGGAUUUGCGUACCGGUUCAUAAAAAAUGAAACCACCAGAGUCACUGUGAAGUGUGUUGGGGAUGGCUGCACCUGGAGAUUGCAUGCAUCCGAGUCAUCUCGUAGCAAGAAGUUUGUUAUCAAGAAAAUGACUGAUGUGCACACAUGUGGAGGAGAAGGUGGAGAGGGUCAGCGGCGAGCAACAAGGCAGUGGCUGACUACCAUCAUUAAGGAGAAACUGCGUGUGAACGCAUCACUCAAGCCGAAGGACCUUGUCAAAGAAAUAUAUGAAGAAUAUGGAGUUCUGCUGACCUAUUCACAGGUUUGGCGAGGUAGAGAAGUGGCACAGAAGGAGAUGUUUCAUGUUAUGAGGGAGACAUUUGGCCAUUUGCCCUGGUACCGUGACAGACUUUUUCAGACUAACCCAGGGAGCUCACUUGAAUUGUCUCAGACAGUGGAUACACGCCGUGUUUUUAUCGCAUUCCAUGCUUCUUUGCACGGAUUUGCAAAUGGGUGCAGGCCCCUCCUUUUUCUUGACAAGGUUCCGCUCAAGGCGACAAAUGAGUACAAGUUGCUGGUUGCGGCUGCAGUUGAUGCAGAUGAUGGUGUCUUUCCAGUGGCAUUUAAUGUGGUUGAAGAUGAAAGUUAUGACAGCUGGGUUUGGUUCUUGAUGCAGCUGAGGAUUGCUCUCCAAUAUCACAGCUACCCAUUCAAUGCUAUGACAUUCUUGUCCAAUGGACAAAAGGGUCUGGAUGCUGCUGUUCCACAUGUGUUUGAAGAUAGCCACCAUGCCUUCUGUUUACAUCAUAUCAUGGAGGAAUUCAGAGGAGAACUGAGGAAGGGACCAUGGUCGCAACAGAUAAGAGAUGCGAUGGUCGAGGAUUUUACUCGUGCGGCCGAAGCAUGCAGCAUUGAUGAGUUUAAUGCAUCAAUUGAGAGCAUAAGGAAUAUAUCCACUGAAGCUGCCGACUGGAUCAUUGCGAGUAAGCCAGAGCAUUGGUCAGAUGCUGUCUUCACAGGCUGCCGGUAUGACCAUUUCUCAUCAAACAUUGUUGAUGCAUUUAAUAACUGGAUACCAACAAAGAAGGAGGGGUCCAUGGUGCUGAUGAUAGACUCUCUGAGAAUAAAAAUAGCGGAGAUAAUGGAAGCAAGGCGUGAGGCCUGCAAGUCAUGGGAAGGGCCUUUAACACCUUCCAUGGAUUUCAAAGCGCAGGGUGAGAUGUCGAAGGCUAGUAAGCUGACCGUGCUGUGCUCUUCCGAGACUGUGUUUGAAGUGCGGGGCAGCGGUAUUUUUGUUGUUAAUCUUGCAAAUUGGGAAUGCACAUGUCGGAGGUGGCAACUUUCUGGCCUCCCUUGUAUGCAUGCUGUUGCUGUGUUUAGCAGGAUUGGACGAUCUUUCUACGACUACUGUUCCAAGUUUUUUAAAAUAGAGAGCUACCAUAUGGCAUACUCAGGAACAAUCCUCCCAAUUCCUGACAUGGAUACCUUUGAUUUUAGUGCUGGGGCAACGAUCCCACCUCCCAAGCCACGCACAUCAGAUAAACCGAGAAGAAAGAGGUUUAAUCCCAACAAGGUAACCACUCUUAUACGGCUCUGUAGCAGGUGCAAGCAGGCAGGCCACAACAAGGCAACAUGUGAAGCCCUUCUGUAGACAAAGCAAAAUCUUCAUCUGCAGUAUGUAUAGCAGGUUCACUUGGAAGUCUGAUGUGGUGAAAGAGAGUUCAUGGUAGUCUGUUCACUUGGAAGUCUGAUGUGGUGAAAGAGAGUUCAUGGUAGUCUGUUCACUUGGAAGUCUGAUGUGGUGAAAGAUAGUUCAUUGUAGUGGCUUCUGUUUUUAGAGGGAAGGGUGGAGAUAACACGACAUCAUUCGAUAUGAUUUUGUUUAUAUGAAGGGUGUAACUUAAAGUUCUGUAGCGAUGGACUACAGAUGAUCCGGUGCUAGCUUCUGGACAGUGUCAACUGAAAACAGAGUAGUCGAUGGUUAGCUGUUUAGCUAUAGCUGUAGGUUCAGUUAUUUUAUCCUAGUGUCAUAGUAUUAUUCUCAAAUUCUUGUGAAUGUCAUAGUUCUUGUAGUCGGUUAUUGCUCUGCAUAGCAGCUGUCUAUUGUGGUCAGGAUCACCUCUCCUUUGUAGUCCAUCAAGCUUUGCUCUCUGUUCUGUUGGGAUCAUGUAUAGUAGAUAAUAAUGAUUUUGUGAGCACUUGGGAAGUA
Aegilops tauschii subsp. strangulata is the source of this 3275-nucleotide messenger RNA. The record is from RefSeq and is a predicted model, not a curated record. NCBI's taxonomy places the organism in Eukaryota, Viridiplantae, Streptophyta, Magnoliopsida, Poales, Poaceae.